Molecule: messenger RNA, 723 nt
Organism: Triticum turgidum subsp. durum (durum wheat)
Lineage: Eukaryota; Viridiplantae; Streptophyta; Magnoliopsida; Poales; Poaceae
Source: the annotation of a GenBank genome assembly
AUGGCGGAGGAACCGUCCACCAAGCGUCAUCAUGGUGAGAUGUCCGACAAGAGCUGCGACCUCGAUGAUGUUCACAUCCCCGGCGAGAAGCGCAUGUACACCAGAACGCUCGAAGGGGUUGAGCUCCACGGCAAGGAGACGCUAGAGAUCGUCUGCACCAGUGAACCAGACAAGGCCGACGAGAUGAUCACCAAGCUCAGGAGGAAGGCUGGCGGCUCUCAUCGUAAGAUCGUCGGUCUUGGUUUGUGCAUGGAGGAAUUCUGCCUGGUGUACCACAUCGCAACGGCUACGAAAUGGACCAAGCGCCUCAACGAGAUGUUGAAGCAUGAGAAGUUGUUCACAUUUGUCGGUUUCAGCAUUGAACGCGACAAAGAGAAGAUGAAGAUAUCUGGCCUUCCAAUGAUAAACCCCAACAAGUAUGUCGACAUUCAGCGCUUCUGGAGAGUUCCAUACACUGGAAAAGAGUACGACUCUUUGACUGAUGUUGCAGCCAGCAUCAUCCACCCGUUCUACAAAGGCAUGAAGAAGAACAUUGACACACAGGAAGACCACAAACUGUGGAUGAUCAGCCCGCUGCCAGACAAGCUCAUCGAGUACGCAGGAAAAGAUGCGUAUGCCACGUACAAGUCAUGGAACAUGAUCGACAACAUCACAAAUGGUAGGGAAAUGGCAAAAGUGCGGGAGGUUGACCACUACAAUGACCGCCCCUUCCGUCCCUUUUAG